AUGGGCGUGCUCGACGAGGUGUCGCUCGCCGCUGGCCUCGGCGAGGAGCUGGGCGGCAUGGCGCUCUCGGACCUGCAGGCGGCGACGCAGACCCGGGUGAGCAUCCAGCUCGGAGGGCGCCAGCCAGGCAUCGGCGGCUCCACGAGCACGGGGCAGCUCGGCCUGCUGCUGCGCCUGGUCAGGGCUCGCCUGAGCCCCGCGGUCGCGGCGCGCCUGAAGGGGUGCGCCGCGGGCGCGGCGGGCGCCGUAGCUCGAGCGCGGGGCCGGCUGGCAGAGGACAUCUCGGGCGUGAUCAGGGCCCGCACUUUCUGCUGGGGCAGCGGGCCCGCCUGCUCACCUGCGGCGGUGUCGACAUCCCUGUGCUUCGGCCGCCACCGGGGCCAGAGGCGGUGGCGCUGCUCGCGGCGGAGAGGUGCGGCCGGCUCCACGCUCGGGGCUUUGCCGCCAGGCCCGCCGGUUUCACCUUCGUGCUCGUCGGAGACCUACCACCGGACGAGGAGCUCGGCCGGCUGUUGGGCAGGCACCUUGGCGCGCUGCACGGAGGGCAGACCGAUUCUUGGCUGUCGGCGGGUACGUUCGUACCCUCGGCGCUGCCCGCGGACUUUGCCACGGGCGUCGUGCGAGAGACAAUCUUCAGCAGCACCGCGGAGAAGGCAACCGUACUCUUGA
Messenger RNA from Prorocentrum cordatum, 669 nucleotides. NCBI's taxonomy places the organism in Eukaryota, Dinophyceae, Prorocentrales, Prorocentraceae. The record is from the annotation of a GenBank genome assembly.